This is a messenger RNA of Manihot esculenta (cassava), 453 nucleotides long. RefSeq lists its product as uncharacterized. Bases 1 to 453 code for a protein of 150 amino acids. NCBI's taxonomy places the organism in Eukaryota, Viridiplantae, Streptophyta, Magnoliopsida, Malpighiales, Euphorbiaceae. Gene Ontology annotation, biological process: DNA integration. Gene Ontology annotation, molecular function: nucleic acid binding. The record is from RefSeq and is a predicted model, not a curated record. The transcript has 2 exons.
AUGGAGGUUGGAGAAGGGCAGAGCUGGAUGACCCCAUACCUGGAGUACCUGAAAAAAGAAAGGCUCCUCGAAGACAAAGCUGAGGUAAAGAAAAUUGUAGCCCGAGCUGCCAAUUACCAAGCGAUAAGGGGAACCCUAUAUCGAAGAGGGAAAUCCAGCCCGUGGCUCCGAUGUGUAAGCCCAGAAGAGGCAACAAGGGUUAUGGAGGAGAUUCACUCAGGAAUAUUCGGGAUACCAAGGAUGCUCAUAUCAGAUAAUGGUAAGCAGUUCGACUGUAAGACCUUCAAAGACUUCACAAUGAACAUAGGCAUAUGGCACAAGUUUUCCUCGGUAGCCCACCCUCAAACCAAUGAUCAGACGGAGGUCACAAACAGAGCAAUCCUUCAGGAGUUACAAAAACAGUUAGACGGGGCCAAAAAGAAUUGGGCAGACGAGCUGAACAACAUCCUGUGA